AUAGGGGCGGGGCUGCGGACGGCUCCGGUGUCUCUCCGAUUUCCGGCCAUCUCCCGGAGAGUCGCGCAGAGUGGAGCUAGUGGUCGCCAGUGCUCACUGAGGUCUCUGGGUAUCGGGACCGCGGCGGCGGCCCCGCGGGCGGGAUGUUCCGGGGCUUGAGCAGUUGGUUGGGCUUGCAGCAGCCGGCGGCGGGCGGUGGGCAGCCCAAGGGAGAAGGGCAGCCUGACGGCUCCGCUCCCCCCGAGCAGCCAUCCGAGACGGUGGCUGAGUCCGCGGAGGAGGAGCUGCAGCCAGCGGGAGACCACGAGAUCCUCCACCAGGCCAAAGACUUCGGCAACUAUCUAUUUAACUUUGCAUCUGCCGCCACAAAAAAGAUAACUGAAUCAGUUGCUGAAACAGCACAAACGAUAAAGAAAUCCGUAGAAGAAGGAAAAAUCGAUGACAUCAUUGACAAGACAAUUAUAGGAGAUUUUCAGAAGGAACAGAAAAAAUUUGUUGAAGAACAACAUACAAAGAAGUCAGAAGCAGCUGUGCCCCCAUGGGUUGACACUAAUGAUGAAGAAACAAUUCAACAACAGAUUUUGGCCUUAUCAGCUGACAAGAGGAAUUUCCUUCGUGACCCUCCAGCUGGCGUGCAAUUUAAUUUCGACUUUGAUCAGAUGUACCCCGUGGCCCUGGUCAUGCUCCAGGAGGAUGAACUGCUGAGCAGGAUGAGAUUCGCCCUGGUUCCUAAACUUGUGAAGGAAGAAGUGUUCUGGAGGAACUACUUUUACCGCGUCUCCCUGAUUAAGCAGUCAGCCCAGCUCACAGCCCUCGCUGCACAACAGCAGGCCGCAGGGAAGGAGGAGAAGAGCAAUGGCAGAGAGCAGGAUUUGCCACUGACAGAGGCAGUACGGCCCAAAACGCCACCCGUUGUAAUCAAAUCUCAGCUUAAAACUCAAGAGGAUGAGGAAGACAUUUCUACUAGCCCAGGUGUUUCUGAGUUUGUCAGUGAUGCCUUUGAUGCCUGUAACCUAAAUCAGGAAGAUCUGAGGAAAGAAAUGGAGCAACUAGUGCUUGACAAAAAGCAAGAGGAGACAGCCAUAUUGGAAGAGGAUUCUGCAGAUUGGGAAAAAGAACUGCAGCAGGAACUUCAAGAAUAUGAAGUGGUGACAGAAUCAGAAAAACGAGAUGAAAACUGGGAUAAGGAAAUAGAGAAAAUGCUUCAAGAGGAAAAUUAGCUGUUUCUGAAAGAGAAGAAUAAUCCUUAACAGUCUCCAAACUGACAUUAAAUUCUAGAUGUUGACACUUACUGAAUCAGAAGGUAUAAAAGAGUAUAACUUUAUGAAAUUCAAAUUUUUCCUUUUUUCAAGUGGAAACUUGCCUCUUCUACUUUAAAAAAGUAUAUAGAGGGCCAGGUGCAGUGGCUCAAGCCUGUAAUCCCAGCACUUUGGGAGGCUGAGGCGGGUGGAUCACGAGGUCAAGAGAUCCAGACCAUCCUGGUCAACAUGGUGAAACCCCGUCUCUACUAAAAAUAUAAAAAAUUAGCUGGGCAUGGUGGCACGUGCCUGUAAUCCCAGCUACUCAGGAGGCUGAGGCAGGAGAAUUGCCUGAACCCAGGAGGCGGAGGUUGCGGUGAGCCAAGAUCGCGCCAUUGCACUCCAGCCUGGGUAACAAGAGCGAAACUCCGUCUCAAAAAAAAAAGUAUAUAGAACAGUUACUUCUAAUAAACAGAAAGAUGUUUUGUAGAACAUUUCUUUAAUAUGAAUCAAGUUAGAGAUGGCUUUGUAGGCAGUAUGGCUAUCUUUGCCACAGAAACAUAAGCAAAAUUUUAAGAGUUCUGUUUUCCAUGAGGUCAAAAAUAUAAUUUAUUCCUCAGUCGUGAUUUUCUAAGUAUCUGUACUCUGCAUUCCAUUUUCCUUGAUAGGUGGGUGUUAAAGCACAUACUUAAUGGGUUGAUUACUAUCAAAAUGACCAAAUUAUACCAAAGAACUUAAGAGGAAGCACUUUUAGAACUAUUCGCUUGUCAGGUAUUUUCUAAAAUUCCACCUGAAAGCCGAAAUAUAUAAUAAAUAAGUUGAUUUUAAUGAUAUAAACACCACACAAUUUGACAUUAAGAAAUACAGUGCAGCCCAGGCAUGGUGGCUCAACACUUGUAAUCCCAACACUUUGGGAGGCUGAGGUGGGCAAAUCACCUGAGGUCAGGAGUUCAAGACCAGCCUGGCCAACAUAGUGAAACCCCAGCUCUACUAAAAAUACAAAAAGUAGCUGGGCCUGGUGGCAGGCACCUAUAAUCCCAGCUACUAGGGAGGCCGAGGCAGGAGAAUCUUGAAGCUGUGAGGCGGAAGUUGCAGUGAGCCGAGAUCAUGCCACUACACUCCAGCCUGGGCAACAGACUGAGACUCAAUCUCAAAAAAAAAACAAAAAACUGCAAAACAUUUGUUUUUCUCUGGGGCCUUUUCUUUCUUUCUUUUCUUUUUAAACUAUACCAGAAAUUUUACAUCAGAGUUUUUAUACAAAGUAGGACCUUCCAUCCUUUUGUAUUAUAAUAACCUUCAGAAGCCCAUUCCCCUUAAAGUCUGUUGUUCUUGUUUGAAUCAUCACCACAUGUAAAUGUUUUAGCUUUAUCUUAAACUGUGAGUCUUCAUAAAAUUGUAUUCCUCCAAGUUCACCUUCUAGAACUUUAUUGAUUAAUCCUACUGUAUUCUGCUACACAUGUUCAUAGAAUAUGAUUUUUUCUUUUCUUUUUUUUUUUUUUUUUUUUGAGACGGAGUUUCGCUGUUGUUACCCAGGCUGGAGUGCAAUGGCACGAUCUCGGCUCACCGCAACCUCCACCUCCUGGAUUCAAGCAAUUCUCUUCCCUCAGCCUCCCGAGUAGCUGGGACUACAGGUGCACACCACCAUGCCCAGCUAAUUUUUGUAUUUUUAGUAGAGACGGGGUUUCACCUUGUUGACCAGGAUGGUCUCGAUCUCUUGACCUCAUGAUCCACCCGCCUCGGCCUCCCAAAGUGCUGGGAUUAUAGGCGUGAGCCAUCGCGCCGGGCCCAAAUGUACUAAAAUUCUUAUUGAAAAAUGUUGAAUAGGGCCGGGCGUGGUGGCUCACGCCUGUUAUCCAAGCAUUUUGGAGGCCAAGGCGGGCAGAUCACCUGAGGUCAGGAGUUCAAGACCAGCCUGACCAACUUGGCGAAACCUUGUUUUAAAAUAAAUAAAUAAAUAAAAUGUUGAAAAAAACACACAGAAAAGUAUCAGAGAAAGAGAAAAACCCUAAAAUGACAGUAGAGGUGUGUGACAGUUAUUGCUUUCAAUUUUACAUAAUAUUGCAUUACAAACAACUUAAUUAUUCAUUGCUCUGUGAAAAUAAAAGGAUAAAAUAAGGUUUUGUAUGUACUGUAAGAAUACAGUUGUGCUGUAUUUUUAUGGAUUCAUCAAGGAGUAAAAUGUUCUGCUUUAGUAAAUUACGCAGGUAACUGAAGUGUUGUUAUUCCUUUAAAGAUCAAAGUAAUGCAUCACCAUGUUUGGUGGAAAUUUUCUAAGUAUUUAUUACAUGCUUAGGGAUUAGCUGACAAGAUAUACCAAACAUGAAAACCUGUAAAACUGAUUAAAAUACCAAAAUAUGAACAUCACACUAUGGAGAUUAUGCCUCACUACUCAGAGUGUGGCUCAGGAACCAGUGUGUGUAGCCCUGCACUGAUAGUUUGUUAGAAAUGCACGGUCUCAAGCCUGCCCCAGACCAGCUGAUGUUACCAAGAACCCCCAGGGGAUGAGAACAGACAUUAAAGACUCAAGGGCCGAACAUGGUGGCUCACACCUGUAAUCCCAGCACUUUGGUAGGCUGAGGCAGGCAGAUUGUUUGAGCUCAGGAGUUCAAGACCAGCCUGGGCAACAGAGAGAGAUCCCUGCCUCUACAGAAAUACAAAUCAGCCAGCUGUGGUGGUCCACACCUAUGGUCCUAGCUAGUUGGAAGGCUGAGGCAGGAGGAUUGCUUGAGCCGAGAUCAAGGCUGCAGCCAGCCAUGGUCAUGCCACUGCACUCUAGCCUGGGUGAUAGAGACCCUGUUUCAAAAAAAAAAAAAGGCCAGAGUUUUUAGGGGGAUGAGAAAUAUUCUUGGUAAAUUAAGCUUUUUUUUUGGAGACAGUCUUGCUCUGUCGCCCAGGCUGGAGUGAAGUGGUGCUACCUCAGCUCACUGCAACCUCCGCCUCCCAAGUUCAAGUGAUUCUCCUGCCUCAGCCUUGGGAGGAGCUGGAACUACAGGCAUGCACCACCACGCCCAGCUAAAUUUUUUGUUUGUUUUUUUUUUUUUUUUUUUUUUGAGACGGAGUUUCGCUCUUGUUACCCAGGCUGGAGUGCAAUGGCGCGAUCUCGGCUCACUGCAACCUCCACCUCCUGGGUUCAGGCAAUUCUCCUAGCUCAGCCUCCUGAGUAGCUGGGAUUACAGGCAUGCGCCACCAUGCCCAAAUAUUUUUGUAUUUUUAGUAAAAACGGGGUUUCUCCAUGUUGGUCAGGCUGGUCUUGAACUCCCGACCUCAGGUGAUAAGCCCGCUUUGGCCUCCAAAGUGCUCGGAUUACAGGUGUGAGCCACCGCGCCCGGCCUCCCUACUCCAUUUUUAACUAAACAUUUUUUAAUUAGGAAAAUUAGGCACAUAAAUGUUAAACUUAAUUUUAGCAAAUUUAGUUUUCAACUUUUUUUUUUUUUUUUUUUUUUUGGGACAAGGCUCACUGUUGCCUGGCAGGAGUGCAAUGGGGCAAUCUUGGCUCACUGCAACCUCUGCCUCCCGGGCUCAAGCGAUUCUCCUGCCUCAGCCUCCCGAGUAGCUGGGAUUGCAGGCACACAUCACCACACCUGGCUAAUUUUUGUAUUUUAUUUUUCCUCUUUUUUUAUUUUUAUUUUCAGUCUGUGCUUAUUCAUUAUAAUUUUUAUAUUUUUAAUAGACACGGGGUUUCACCAUGUUGGCCAGGCUGGUCACGAACUCCUGACCCUCAGGUGAUCCACCCGCCUCAGCCUCUCAAAGUGAUGGGAUUACAAGCAUGAGCCAUCAUGCCCAGCCAGUUUUCAACUUUUAAAAGUAAAAGUGGCAGAAAUGUUUUGUUUUGUUUUGUUUUGCUUUGCUUUUUGAGAAAAGGUCUCGCUGUUGCUGUGUCACCCAGGUUGGAGUGCAGUGGUGGGAUCUCAGCUCACUGCAGCCUCCACCUCCCAGGCUCAAGGGAUCCUCUCAGCUCAGCUCCCUAGCAGCUGGGACCGUAGGCACACGCCACCACGCCUGGCUAAUUUUUGUAUUUUUUGUAGAGAUGGGUGUCUCCUCGUAUUGCUCAGGUGAUCCAUUUGCUUCCGCCUUCCAAAGUGCUUAUUAUUGGCAUAAGCCACCGUGCUCGGCCAAAAGUGGCAGAAAAAUUGAUAUGGUUUAUAAUCAGUUUUAUUGUGGAGAAGAUGGGCCAUUUUAAUGAAUAAUUACUUCUAUUGACUACUGAGUCAUGACAUGAAAAAUACACAUGAAGCUAAUCACGUGCAGUUAUACAGUUAUCACAAAUCAUCCAAUUACUUGUCUGGUCUUCACACUAAGGGGUUUUCUUAGAUAAAGCCAUCUGUGAUUUCAGUUGUUAAAAGUGUGACUUUUUAAACAUUUAUUCAAUGCAUCCUGAUUUAUUUCACAAUGAAAAAUUAUGUACCCUUUUUUUUUCUGAAUAAAUAAACCUCAUUGUUAGUGACAAAGUGUUAA
Callithrix jacchus (white-tufted-ear marmoset) is the source of this 5693-nucleotide messenger RNA. RefSeq names its product synapse associated protein 1 (gene SYAP1). The record is from RefSeq and is a predicted model, not a curated record. Gene Ontology annotation, biological process: regulation of short-term neuronal synaptic plasticity; TORC2 signaling. NCBI's taxonomy places the organism in Eukaryota, Metazoa, Chordata, Mammalia, Primates, Cebidae. Gene Ontology annotation, cellular component: Golgi apparatus; cytoplasm; synapse.